CUAUUAUUUCACGAAUUUAAUAAUAUGGAAAAAGGAUAUUAGUAGAUUCUGAUUGCCAACAUUAAUUAAAAAGCAAAAAAACUCAUCUCCAUAUCUCAUUUUCCUUUCUUCCCCAGCUUCCCCCGUUACGUUUUCCUCCAUUAAAAACCAUAGCCUCCAAAUAAAUAAAACCGACAUAAGACAAAAAUUGCCUCGAUUUUAUGUAUUUCUCAAUCCGUUAAUGGAUUAAAUGGAUACGAAGGGUCCUCCGUGCGGUGAUCAGUUUGUGUGUAAGAAAUUAGGGGAAAUUGAGGAAAAAGGAGAGGCUAUGAGCGCGUGAGAUGGAAGAAUUGCCGGGGGCUUUGGGGACAAGUGCGAGCUUGGCUCUGAGAUUAGGACAAGCCAUCUUUGCAGUUGCUUCGUUGCUCUUCAUGUGUUUGGGUGUUGAGUUCUAUAGUUAUACUGCUUUCUGCUUCUUGGUAACAAUUAUGGGCUUGGUGAUCCCAUGGAGCCUCACACUAGCGGUGGUCGACGUUUUCUCGAUUUUCGUCAAACGUCCGGCUGGUCAACGCGGGGUACUGUCGAUUGUCGUCAUAGGAGAUUGGGCUCUCUCGUUUUUGUCGUUAGCAGCAUCGUGCUCGACGGCAAGUGUGACGAGCCUUUUGCUGGUUUCGGAAGGGUUUUGUGAUGCAAAGCUAUGUACAAGAUACCAAUUGUCAUCUGCUAUGGCUUUUUUGUCAUGGUUUUUAUCGUUAGCCUCGUCGCUAUUCAAUCUCUGGCUCCUGCCUUCGGUGUAGUUCGUGUUUGUGCAGUUUCCUGCAGUUUGUUAAUUUUUUUUAGUUGCAUAAAUGUAGAAAUUGACUGGGAAAUCCCAGGGAGAUUUUGUUUUUAAAAGAGUUCCAGUUUAUACUUAUUUGUUUCUAGUGGACUCUCAAGUGUACAGUUUUAGUCACAUUGAAGUGUGAGGUUGAAGGUUUGUAAUAAACAGGGCAAACAUUACAGGCUUUU
Striga asiatica is the source of this 987-nucleotide messenger RNA. Lineage: Eukaryota; Viridiplantae; Streptophyta; Magnoliopsida; Lamiales; Orobanchaceae. The record is from the annotation of a GenBank genome assembly.